Molecule: messenger RNA, 1774 nt
Organism: Pseudogymnoascus verrucosus
Lineage: Eukaryota; Fungi; Ascomycota; Leotiomycetes; Thelebolales; Thelebolaceae
Gene: LAT1
Product: pyruvate dehydrogenase complex dihydrolipoamide acetyltransferase component (E2)
Exons: 2
Coding region: 232-1611 (459 amino acids)
Biological process (GO): pyruvate decarboxylation to acetyl-CoA
Cellular component (GO): pyruvate dehydrogenase complex
Molecular function (GO): dihydrolipoyllysine-residue acetyltransferase activity
Source: RefSeq, a predicted model, not a curated record
UAUGCGACUAGAGCGAGAUUACGGAAAAUCCUCAAGCUUCGGAGUUCAACCCAACAUAUCCGCGACAUUUUGAAUUCGAGCGGUCUCUAAGUCCCGUCAGAGCCACACGACUUCAUCCACAAGGCUCGCUCUUCUUUCUCCUCACCCCUCAAAUUCAUCAAUUGAGGUCUCCUCUUCCUCUUAGUGUCAUUUAAUUCACAUUCGCGAGCAGCGAGCGCUCCAUCCGUCACAAUGUUCACAGCAGUACUCAGGCGACGGGCGCUUCAGUCCACAAACCUCCCUUUUCAAUUCGCAAGAUGUUACGCUGCGAAGUCAUACCCUCCACACUCGAUCGUCUCUAUGCCAGCGCUGUCGCCGACGAUGACUUCCGGUAACAUUGGCCAGUGGCAGAAAAAGGCCGGUGAUGCAAUCGUACCUGGUGAUGUCUUGGUGGAGAUUGAGACCGAUAAGGCACAGAUGGACUUUGAGUUCCAGGAGGAGGGUGUUUUGGCCAAGAUUCUGAAGGAUUCUGGCUCGAAGGACAUCGCAGUUGGCAACCCAAUUGCGGUCAUGAUCGAAGAGGGGGAGGACGCAUCGGCGUUCGCGGAUUUCACAAUUGAGGAUGCUGGUGGACAAGCUGCCGCUGAGGCACCAAAGGAGCAAGCUUCCGAGUCGAAGGAGUCGACCCCAGCGGCACCCAAGCCAGCCCCAACACCCGCUGCUGAGGAGUCUGCAUCCAGCGGAGGCAAGCUCCAGUCCGCCCUGGACCGUGAGCCCAAUGCCAGCCCCGCUGCUCAGCGUCUGGCUAAGUCCAACGGCGUCAAGAUCAGCUCCGUCAAGGGCACCGGUUCCGGCGGACGCAUUACGGAGGAGGAUGUUAAGAAGGCCUCUUCGGGUGCUGCCACUAGCGCCGCUGCCGCGCCUGCUGCUGCCUCUUACACGGACAUCGAGACCACCUCCAUGCGCAAGGUCAUUGGAAGCCGCCUCCAGGAGUCGUGGAACCAGAGCCCACACUUCUUCGUUGCCUCGUCGGUUUCGGUUACCAAGCUCCUUAAGCUCCGCCAGUCCCUCAACUCCACUGCUGAUGGACAGUACAAGCUCUCCGUCAACGAUCUCCUGAUCAAGGCCUGCGCUGUUGCUUGCAAGAAGGUGCCAGCUGUCAACUCCAGCUGGAGAGACGGUUACAUCCGCCAGUUCAACAACGUUGACAUCAGCGUCGCUGUCUCCACCCCAGUCGGUCUUAUGACCCCUAUCGUCAAGAACGCUGAGGGACUUGGCCUCGCCAGCAUCUCUGCCGCCGUUAAGGAUCUCGGCAAGCGCGCCAGAGACGGCAAGCUGAAGCCAGAGGAGUACCAGGGCGGAACCUUCACCAUCAGCAACAUGGGCAUGAACUCUGCCAUCGACCGCUUCACUGCCAUCAUCAACCCACCCCAGGCUGGCAUUUUGGCUGUUGGCACUACCAAGAAGGUUGCCAUCCCAGUUGAGACCGAGGAGGGAUCGUCUAUUGAAUGGGACGACCAGAUCGUUGUUACCGGCAGCUUCGACCACAGGGUUGUGGAUGGUGCUGUUGGCGGCGAGUGGAUCCGUGAGUUCAAGAAGGUUGUCGAGAACCCUCUUGAGCUCCUGUUGUAGAGGAGAGAAGGCAGGGGGUAUAAUGAUGGGAGAUGGCGCUGACACUUUGUACAACAACAAAUUUUUCUAUGUAUAUCCUGAGCAACAUAAAUUCAGGAGACUGCAUUAAAAGCUUGAACACGUCUUCCCCAUUCCAGUCUUAAUAGUGCAUGAUAACACGGAA